AUGGACUCCACCACCCGGUCUAAAGCACGAAAGUACGGCUUUGCGUGUUUGGUCUGCCGGCGGCGCAAGGUCAAAUGCGAUGGGAGACGGCCGACCUGCGUCAACUGUGCACGAUCAAAAGCGGAAUGCUCCUACCAGGAGCAGACUGGUUUUACACUUCGUUUAGCCGAUGAAUUAAGGGAGGAACAGGCUCGGGUCCAAGAGCUUCGAAAUAACAUCAAGGAGCUAGCCGCGAUGGAUAGUGCCGAGCGAGAUCGUCGCCUUGCAGAUUUAGUCUCCCAGAUGGAUUUAAAUUACUCAGAAUUUGAACAUGCACGGAAUUCAAAUUCAAUCGUCUCCCCGUCCACGAUGGACGGGGCUGAAGAGCAACACACAGAUGAUGACGUCUCCUACGAUGGCGGCGCCCAAUUCAGCGUAGAUAUGGAAGGGAGACAGCACUACUUUGGAGCUACCUCGCGGUUCCAUCCUGUUCCAGAUUAUGACCAUCAGGUCACCGUUGGGGUCGAGAGCGAUGGACGUGAGGCACAGGAAAUGGAAGCUUACCACCGCAAAUGGCUCUAUUCAAAUGCCCGCUUCCAGCGUCCUUGGGAAAGAAUGGCUCAUGCAAACAUGAGUCAUUAUACAGAUGCUGACCCGAGCAUCUGCUCCAGUCUUCUAGAGGUAUACUGGUCAUGGCAGGCACCUCUUCAUAAUUGCAUUUAUCGGCGCUGUUUUUACCGGGACAUGGCUCUCGAUGGCCCGUACUUUUCACUGUUCCUCUUAAAUGUCAUUUUUGCUCAUGCUUGUCGCCACAUACCCGAAGAUGAUCCGCGGUUCACUCCGUAUGAGCGUGGGGAGACCUUCCUGCGAGAGGCGCUAUUGCUUUUGAUUGACGAGAUGAAACAAAGCAAGCCUCGAAUACCCACAAUUCAGGGCCUUUUAAUACUGGGAGGGCGUCAGUGUGCGGUGGGAAAAAGUAGCGAGGGCUGGCUAUACACUGGCAUGGCAAUCCGAAUGGUAACAGAUCUCGGCCUACAUAUCAAGCGGAGCAACACUUCAUUGAUGAAGGAAUUCGAGCCCGACGAUUUAGAAGUUCGGAAGCGACUGUACCUGUCGGUUUAUGCGUGGGACAAGUCAAUCAGCCUCUGUCUAGGACGACCGCCGUCCUUGAAGGAACUGCCGUAUAAUUCCGCUUCGCUUUUUGACAUCUCGGACGACGAGGAUUUGUGGCAGCCCCCAAAUUUACUCGAGGCAGACAAAAUCUACCCCAAGACGAAAUGCCACAGUACAUUAACAUUCAUGCAUUUCUGUGAUUUGGCCCAGAUAAUAAAUGAGAGCUAUGACACGGUAUAUAACGGCCGUGCCCGCAACAUGAACCCGAGUGUUAUAUUUGGACUGGAACAGAAACUGGUUACUUUCUACCAACAGCUGCCCGCCUCUCUUCAAAUUGAAGAUGGGGCGAACCUCCAAUUCUGCGUCCCACCCCAUAUUCUCUGCCUAAAUAUUCUUUGUCGCACUGCCUUGAUUCUUUUAUAUCGACCAUUCUUCAUUUGGUGCUGGGACGCUGAAUUGCGACAACACCCUUUGGCCCUCCGAGCUCAGACUGUUUGUACAGAACAAGCAGACGGUGUUAAUAAUCUUUUCCGGGCAUAUGGACGGCUAUUCCACUUCCAAUACCAAAGCUAUCUCAUAUCCUACUGCGUCUACACUGCCGCAACGAUUGAUGUGCGACUCGUCCGGCAUGAGGAUAAGAUACUCGCUGAAAUGGCAGCUGGACGGCUAGCGGUCACACUUCGCAUGCUAGAAACAGAAGUCAAACAAACGCCUGGCAUCAGACGAAGUAUUGAAAUUAUUCGAUCUCAAAUUGGCGGCCCGUUGGCUGCAACGUCGCACUCGCAACGUCCGAUCAACAGGGCGUCGGAAGUUCGGGAUGUCAGUCCUUCGAAAGGAGGAAGACAAACUACGUUGCCCCUGGAGUCUAUCGUUGCCCCAACCCACCAGCCAGUGUCGCCAUCUUCAACCGUACAAGACACCGCCUUAUACGGCUCGUCGGCCGAUUGCGUUGUGGCAGACCCGCCUCUACCCCUGCCAGAGGAUAUGAGAAUCGGCAUUGACCCAAAUUUACCGCUUGAGCCACAAUGGGCUGAUUGGAAUAUGGAUGAUUUUGGUGGUGGAGGUACCUUGCUUGUCAUCCUGGUCGCGGGGAAGAAUGAGCUGUUGAUGUUGGCUUGGAAGAUUGUCCCGCUACCGGGAGUUUCCAUCGGCUUCUUUGCUGCCUUAGGAGGAAUAGGACACGUUAUCCUUGCCGUUGUAGGGGGCAACGCUCGUGGUGUUGGUCUUGCAAUAUUUGGCCUGCCCCUCUGCGUUCUCGUGAUUGGCGUGCUGCUGUACCUCGUCGACAUGGGUGACAGCCAAGCAGGCAACGAGGCCGCGCUCGUGAUGGCAAAAUCCCUCAUUGGUAUCGGCCCUUGCUUCCACCAGGCCGCCCCGCAGGUGUCGGUGCAGGCCAUCGUGUCUCGACCGGACGUUGUAGCCGGAGUUAUCUGGAGAAGCGCCCUUCCGCGCAAACUGCAGCACUAUCUACCCGAUGAGCCAAGUACACCCCAGGUAGUCCCAUGCGCGAUGCCAUCGAUUGCAGCUACCGGGAGUCGAAUCGAUUGUUGGCGAGUGCAGUGCUGGUGGCCCAUUGCCCUGACACUUGUGGUCAUAUUCUUCUUGCAUAAUGUAAAGCUAGACGAGUGUCAGGAUGCAGGCGAGCCGGAUGAGGAGCCCGAGAAGAUAGUAAAGGCUGAGGCCAAGUAA
This is a messenger RNA of Penicillium canescens, 2781 nucleotides long. RefSeq lists its product as uncharacterized. The coding region runs from base 1 to 2781 and encodes 926 amino acids. The transcript has 14 exons. Gene Ontology annotation, biological process: regulation of DNA-templated transcription; DNA-templated transcription. Gene Ontology annotation, molecular function: zinc ion binding; DNA binding; DNA-binding transcription factor activity, RNA polymerase II-specific. The record is from RefSeq and is a predicted model, not a curated record. Lineage: Eukaryota; Fungi; Ascomycota; Eurotiomycetes; Eurotiales; Aspergillaceae.